Nylanderia fulva is the source of this 548-nucleotide messenger RNA. NCBI's taxonomy places the organism in Eukaryota, Metazoa, Arthropoda, Insecta, Hymenoptera, Formicidae. The record is from RefSeq and is a predicted model, not a curated record.
AUCAUCACUAUUGUGAACCUAAUAAUACAUAUUAUACAGACAAUAAAGUGUCAAAUGAAAAUGAAAAUAAUAUUUCUAUAGAAGAAAAAGAUGGUGAUGCUUUUCUAAUUGAAUUAUAUAGAGAACGUCCAUUUCUGUACAAUAAAGGACACAAAGAUUUUAAAAAUAUAAUAAUUAAAGAUAAUGCUUGGAAAGAAAUUUCUAAAAUAAUGCAAAAUAAAAAUUAUGGCAACUUUUAUACACCUGAUUAUUGUCAAACUAGAUGCACAUCUCUUAGAAAUCAAUAUAAUCGUGAGAAACGAAUAAUAGAUAGUCAAUAUAAGAGUGGAAGUGGUGCUUCAACUCAUAAACCCUUCACAUAUACGCAAUUAUCUUUUCUUGACAAUUAUAUCAAGAGACGAAGAACAUGCAGUAAUAUAAAAGCAAAUAAAACUUCAACAUCUACAUCAUCUUUAGAACUAUCAACAGAAAUUCCACACAAUCUAGUUCGAAUGAAGUAUUUGAUACCAAAGAAAAUCAAGUCAUUCUAUGCACGAAACAGAAGAUAA